AGGGUCUAGUUAUCGUACGUUUACUAAUAAUGACUGAUACUGCUGAAACUACCACCACUACUGAGCGCGUUUCCUCCUCAACUUGCUUCAUCUGCAACGAGCCUGGUCACUUCGCCAGAGAUUGCCCUCAGGCUACUAGCAGCAGUCGUCCUACUGGUCGUCGCCCUAUGAACUGCUACAACUGUGGCAAGCCCGACCAUCUCGCUCGUGAUUGCCCUAAUGAGCAGACCAACCAAAGGCCUUGCUUCAAAUGCGGUCAAGUCGGUCACUUCGCCAGGGAUUGCACUGCUCCCGAUACCCGGGCAUGUUUCCGUUGUGGCGAGACCGGUCAUCUUGCUCGUGACUGCCCUAAUGAGGACACCAGGCCCGAGAGCGAUCGCGCUCCUCGUGGACGUGGUGCUGAGGGCAGGAACUGUUUCAAGUGUGGUCAGCCUGGUCACUUCGCCAGAGACUGCCCUAACUAAGCCUUGGUGUUUUUACUAAUGAUGAUUGAAAUAGCAUUUAUUCAUCAUUUGUUGAAAUGCUCGGCCCUCCUCGAGUUUUCUUGCGACGUUGUUGGUUGUACUAGCAGUUUCACGACGUUUACUGUGUUGUCCAUUUACACGAUAAAUAAUAGCGGUUGUUGAUAAGUACCACGAUAAUUACUCGGAAAUUUAAAGGCGCGGCUUCUUAGA
Perkinsus marinus ATCC 50983 is the source of this 674-nucleotide messenger RNA. RefSeq names its product cellular nucleic acid binding protein, putative. The transcript is spliced from 4 exons. Lineage: Eukaryota; Perkinsozoa; Perkinsida; Perkinsidae. Gene Ontology annotation, biological process: positive regulation of cytoplasmic translation. The coding region runs from base 30 to 464 and encodes 144 amino acids. Gene Ontology annotation, molecular function: mRNA binding; zinc ion binding; single-stranded RNA binding. The record is from RefSeq and is a predicted model, not a curated record. Gene Ontology annotation, cellular component: cytoplasm.